Misgurnus anguillicaudatus (oriental weatherfish) is the source of this 1735-nucleotide messenger RNA. It is a transcript of the gene cyp4v2a, whose product is annotated as cytochrome P450, family 4, subfamily V, member 2a. Gene Ontology annotation, molecular function: oxidoreductase activity, acting on paired donors, with incorporation or reduction of molecular oxygen; heme binding; monooxygenase activity. The record is from RefSeq and is a predicted model, not a curated record. NCBI's taxonomy places the organism in Eukaryota, Metazoa, Chordata, Actinopteri, Cypriniformes, Cobitidae.
UAGACACUGUGUGUACCCGUGAAAAAGAUGGUUGUGUUUGUAGGAGGGUAUACUUUUGGGUUCCUAGCAGCGGCUGUUUGCGUUGUUCUGCUGACAUAUGUCACCUACCAGCUGCUGAAAAACUACCUGCACAAUUGGAAAGAGCUGAAGCCUGUGCCAGGCAUUGGAUACACUUAUCCAUUUAUUGGGAAUGCGCUGCAGUUUAAAUCAAAUGCUGGAGAUUUCUUUUGUCAGUUGGUUGGCUACACAAAUGAAUUUCGUAAUUCUCCUCUGCUUAAAGUAUGGAUCGGACCUGUGCCGUUCCUCAUCCUAUACCAUGCCGAAACUAUUGAGACAGUGCUGAAUAAUCCUAUUCACAUGGAUAAGGCCUACGUAUACAAUUUUCUGCACCCCUGGCUGGGAACAGGACUACUUACAAGUACAGGAGAUAAGUGGAGACGCAGACGUAAGAUGUUGACUCCAACAUUUCAUUUCUCUAUACUGACUGAGUUCCUGGAGGUAAUGAACGAACAGGCAGAAGUGCUCAUUGAGAAACUAGAGAAGCAUGCUGGAAAAGGCCCAUUCAACUGCUUUAACCACAUCACUCUUUGUGCUCUCGACAUCAUCUGUGAGACUGCCAUGGGAAAGAAGAUCUAUGCACAGAGUAACUAUGACUCUGAUUACGUGCGGUGUGUCUACAGAAUGAGUGACAUCAUCACCAGACGCCAGAGGAUGCCUUGGUACUGGCCUGACAUUGUCUAUAAAUACUUUGGUGAAGGCAGAGAACACAACCGAAGUCUGAAGAUCCUACACUCCUUCACAGAGAGUGUAAUUCAUGAGAGGUCAGAUUAUCUCAGCUACAUUGAGUCUGACAGCGAAUCAGAUCAAGGGAUGAAGAAAAGGAGAGCUUUCUUGGACAUGCUUUUGAAAGCAACGGAUGAGAAUGGGAAAAAUCUAACUUACAAGGACAUCCAGGAGGAGGUGGACACAUUCAUGUUUGAGGGUCAUGACACUACAGCGGCUGCCAUGAACUGGGCCGUACACCUGUUAGGCACCCAUCCCGAAGUUCAGAAAAAGGCACAGCAAGAACUCUUUGAGGUGUUUGGUGAGUCUGAGAGGCCUGUUAACACGGAGGAUCUGAAGAAACUGCGCUACCUGGAGUGUGUAAUAAAGGAGGCUCUCCGGCUCUUUCCAUCAGUGCCAUUUUUUGCUCGAGCCAUCUGUCAAGAUACACAGAUCAAUGGCUAUAGAGUCCCCAAAGGAGCAAAUGCUAUAAUCGUGACCUACGCCCUCCACCGUGACCCUCGGUUUUUCCCCGAGCCUGAAGAAUUUCGUCCCGAGCGUUUUAUGCCAGAGAAUUCCGUUGGUCGACAUCCUUACGCCUACAUUCCUUUCUCCGCUGGCCUUCGCAACUGCAUCGGCCAGAGGUUCGCUAUAAUGGAGGAGAAGGUUAUUUUGGCUUCUAUCCUGCGCAGCUUUAACAUCGUGGCGUGUCAGAAGAGGGAGGACCUUCGCCCACUGGGUGAACUGGUGCUGAGACCAGAGCAAGGCAUCUGGAUCACGCUGGAGCGCAGAAAAAAGUUGAACCAGUUUUAACCAAUAAAUGCCUACACGACGCACAGCUAUACAAUAUACACACACAUUGCUGUUUAGCAGUGCAGUAAGCUUUGUAGCUGAUUAAGUUGUACAAUUAGUACAAAAUUUGUUUAGCAACUGAUUUGUACAAAAUGCAAUAAAAAAGUUACGCAAAUUCUCA